UAAACAAUUAGUUAAUUAAGAAGAAUCAUUAAUGGAAGAGGAGAAGAAGCAUCACUUUUUCCACCACAAAAAGGAAGAUGGACCCGUUGAUCACGAGAAGGAAGAGAAGCACCACAAACAUCUCCAACAACUCGGGGAACUCGGUGCUGUUGCCGCAGGCGCCUAUGCCUUGCAUGAGAAGCAUAAAGCAAAGAAGGACCCGGAGAAUGCACAUAAUCACAAGAUAAAGGAAGAGAUCGCGGCAACAAUAGCUGUUGGAUCUGGCGGAUUAGCUUUCCAUCAGCACCAUGAGAAGAAGGAGGCCAAAAAGGAGAAGAAAGAAGUCGAGAACAAGCACUAG
Impatiens glandulifera is the source of this 340-nucleotide messenger RNA. RefSeq names its product abscisic stress-ripening protein 3-like. The transcript has 2 exons. NCBI's taxonomy places the organism in Eukaryota, Viridiplantae, Streptophyta, Magnoliopsida, Ericales, Balsaminaceae. The record is from RefSeq and is a predicted model, not a curated record. Bases 32 to 340 code for a protein of 102 amino acids.